CCCGGCCGCGCCCCCGCAGCCCCAUGGAGCGGCCCCGCUGCUUACGCUGAAGGCAUCCCCGACCCGCCCGCAGCGGCAGCCGGCGGAGGGAAGAGGUCCGUGGAAUUGAUGAGGAGCUACUGGGUGUUGGGAGCUGCCUGGAACACAAUGUCCUACCCCGCUCCUGGCCUUGGGAAGUUGUGAGCUGCUCAUGUCCAUAAGGAGGAAGGAUGGCUCAUGGAAUUCCUUCACAAGGCAAAGUUACCAUAACGGUGGAUGAAUACAGCUCCAACCCGACGCAGGCUUUUACGCACUACAACAUCAACCAGAGCAGGUUCCAGCCUCCGCAUGUGCAUAUGGUCGACCCUAUCCCAUAUGACACUCCGAAACCAGCCGGCCACACGCGAUUUGUCUGCGUCUCAGACACGCACUCCAGAACAGAUGGCAUCCAGAUGCCUUAUGGGGACAUCCUUCUCCACACGGGCGAUUUCACCGAGCUGGGACUGCCCUCCGAGGUUAAGAAGUUUAAUGACUGGUUAGGAAACCUACCAUAUGAAUAUAAAAUAGUGAUUGCUGGGAAUCAUGAACUGACAUUUGAUAAGGAAUUCAUGGCAGACCUUGUUAAACAAGAUUACUACCGCUUUCCCUCUGUGUCCAAAUUGAAACCAGAGGACUUUGACAAUGUUCAGUCACUCCUGACCAAUAGUAUUUACUUACAAGAUUCAGAGGUAACAGUUAAAGGAUUCCGAAUAUACGGUGCCCCGUGGACACCAUGGUUUAAUGGAUGGGGCUUUAACCUACCUAGAGGUCAGUCUUUGCUAGACAAGUGGAACCUUAUUCCCGAGGGAAUUGAUAUACUAAUGACACAUGGACCUCCCCUUGGUUUUCGAGACUGGGUUCCAAAGGAGCUGCAGAGAGUGGGUUGUGUGGAGCUGUUGAACACAGUGCAGAGGCGAGUGAGGCCCAAACUCCAUGUCUUCGGUGGGAUUCAUGAAGGUUAUGGCAUUAUGACAGACGGUUACACAACCUACAUCAAUGCUUCAACGUGUACAGUCAGCUUCCAGCCAACCAACCCUCCAAUUAUAUUUGACCUUCCAACCCCUCAAGGAUCAUGAAGCACUACUGCACAUUUGGAACUGGGGAAGGUCCAUAAACUGCCAUUUUCUAACUCUCAAAACCUAACAUUCUCUUUCAAAAU
Molecule: messenger RNA, 1177 nt
Organism: Pogoniulus pusillus (Red-fronted tinkerbird)
Lineage: Eukaryota; Metazoa; Chordata; Aves; Piciformes; Lybiidae
Gene: MPPED2
Product: metallophosphoesterase domain containing 2
Exons: 7
Coding region: 210-1094 (294 amino acids)
Molecular function (GO): hydrolase activity
Source: RefSeq, a predicted model, not a curated record